Molecule: messenger RNA, 378 nt
Organism: Cantharellus anzutake
Lineage: Eukaryota; Fungi; Basidiomycota; Agaricomycetes; Cantharellales; Hydnaceae
Exons: 1
Coding region: 1-378 (125 amino acids)
Source: RefSeq, a predicted model, not a curated record
AUGGGCUGUUUGCCCUUGCUCCCGAAUAUGCCAGUGAUGGUAUGCAAAAACUUUGAUGUCUCAAAUGGCAUUGUAAAUGGAAGUGAUGGUGUGGUGGAAUCCCUCCGUUACAUUACUGAUGAUAUGGGAAGACGCUCUGCAACCAGCUGUGUAGUUACUAUUCCAGACUCCAGCGAUGUUCCUUUCACAAAUUUACCUCCACAUCAAAGUGUCAUCCUUCCCAAAUCCAUUCCAAUCAAAAUCAAACACCGCUUUACAGGGCAAACAAUCUCUGUGAAAUGCACACAACUCCCACUGUUGCCAGCUUUCUGCAUAACUGAUUACAAGUCGCAAGGCCGAACGCUGCCAAAAGUGAUUGUUGAUCUGGAAAGUGCUUGA